Messenger RNA from Aspergillus udagawae, 1209 nucleotides. RefSeq names its product putative toxin biosynthesis protein (GliH). The transcript is spliced from 3 exons. NCBI's taxonomy places the organism in Eukaryota, Fungi, Ascomycota, Eurotiomycetes, Eurotiales, Aspergillaceae. The coding region runs from base 1 to 1209 and encodes 402 amino acids. The record is from RefSeq and is a predicted model, not a curated record.
AUGGUUGACAACUUGAUUCGCAACCUGGAGAUCACUCUCCUGAUCCUGGAAGAUGCAUAUUCUUCGCGCGAGGAGAUGCCCUUCUGGGCCACCAAAUUAUUGACGCCGACUUUCAUGGCCGUCGCCAUCCUCACCACCAUUCCUUCCCCAGGUUCCACGCGGGUCAUCGUCGGAAUGACAGCCUUCACCAGUCUAUGGCUGUAUGUGCUCACCCACUGGGUAUCCGGUCCAGCUUUUUUCAUGGAUGCGAUCUUCAUGAUCUCAAUCACGGUGCGCUGGAUGCUAAUGUUCCUGACUGGAACUCCCGAAAUCGACUACUACCAGAACAGCAAAACAGCGACGAAGCUUGGCAGCACCAGCGCGGACGGAGGAAUCCUACACGGAUCAGAGUUCCUGAAUAAAGUCAAAUGGAGCGUGGAGUUGUGGUCCUGUUGGCGCGGCCAGGGUUGGAAUUUCGCUGACCAGCAUCUCCGACGAGGCGCGGAGCAGACUCAAUCUCGGUGGGAUUUCUUGAUUGCAAACGCAGGUAGAAUCCUUCUGAACCAGUACAUCUCCGACGUGGUGCGCAAGUACGCAUUCUGCGCGUUCUGGCCGGCUCACCACGCAAACGUGGCAAGUGUGGAUUUUCGCGCAUUGCCCAUACUACACCGACAUCUACUCGUUGGGGCUCAAUUGGUUCGAGACAGCCUCAUGCUGGACAGCGAAUAUCGCAAGGCUUCCCUGCUCUUCGUCGGACUGUAUCUGUCCACGCCGGAUCGCUGGCCAGGCCUCUUCGGCAGCCCGGUCGACCUAUUCACUGUUCGGAAUUUCUGGGGGAGAGUCUGGCAUCAGGUGUUCCGGCACAUGUUCACAAGGGCUGGCGAGGUGGUGGCUAGAGCCCUGGGUGCGGAGAAAGGGACUCUGGUCUAUAAGUAUACGAAGCUGUACGUGGGAUUCUUGGUAUCCGGAGUCCAGCAUUACGCGUGUCCACUGUUAAUUCCAUCUUUGCGCUAUGGCUGGGGCAUGUUUUGGCAGAUGCCAGCGUACGCUGCCAUAAUUACCCUGGAGGAUCUGAUCAAACACUAUGGCAGGAAAGCUGGGGUGCAAGAUAACGGUUUUGUCAGAGGCCUAGGAUAUAUCUGGACGGCAUACUGGAUGACCUUGAUUUACGCCCUACCUGUUGGUUAUGUGUCGGACAUUGGGGGGUUUGUAGGUGUGUGCGCAGCCUAA